Molecule: messenger RNA, 1599 nt
Organism: Menidia menidia (Atlantic silverside)
Lineage: Eukaryota; Metazoa; Chordata; Actinopteri; Atheriniformes; Atherinopsidae
Source: the annotation of a GenBank genome assembly
AUGACCCGUAUGCCAAAUAUGAUGGGCCAUGAUGAUCAAAAAAGCGCAGCUAUAGAACUGCAGGAGUUCUCGACCCUGAUACAGUUUGGAUGCCACGUUCACCUCAAGUUUUUCCUCUGCUCUCUGUACGCUCCCAUGUGUACCGAGCAGGUGUCCAACCCCAUUCCGGCGUGCAGGGUUAUGUGUGAGCAGGUCAAACUGAAGUGCUCACCCAUCAUGGAGCAAUUUAAUUUCCCCUGGCCCAAGUCCCUGGACUGCUCACGCCUUCCCACCAAAAACGACCCGAACAACCUGUGCAUGGAGGCCCCCAACAACGGCUCAGACGAGCCUCCUAAAGUCUCCCACACCCAGUCUCCGGAUUUCCGGCCGCAGCGUCCUCUGAGUGGACAGGACUUGCACCUGAAGGACACUGGCAGCAAGCAGAUGUGCAGCAACCCCGGCAAGUUCCACUUUGUGGAGAAGAGCGAGUCCUGUGCCCCGAAAUGCUACUCUAAAGUGGAUGUAUACUGGAGCCAGGGUGACAAGCAGUUCUCCCUGGUGUGGAUGGCCAUCUGGUCCAUCUUGUGUUUUGUCUCCAGUGCCUUCACCGUGCUCACUUUCCUCAUCGAUCCUCAGCGAUUCAAAUACCCUGAGAGGCCAAUCAUCUUCCUCUCCAUGUCUUAUUGUGUUUACUCUGUAGGCUACCUCGUUCGACUUUUUGUGGGAGCUGACAGAAUAGCAUGUGACAAAGACAAUGGGGUCCAGUAUAUCAUCCAGGAGGGUCUGGAGAGCACAGGCUGCACUAUUGUGUUCCUCAUCCUGUAUUAUUUUGGCAUGGCCAGUUCCCUCUGGUGGGUUAUCUUGACCCUGACGUGGUUUCUAGCUGCUGGGAAGAAGUGGGGUCAUGAGGCUAUCGAGGCGAACAGCAGCUACUUUCACCUGGCUGCCUGGGCCAUCCCAGCGGUCAAGACCAUCAUGAUCCUGGUGAUGAGAAAGGUGGCCGGGGAUGAGCUAACGGGAGUCUGCUACGUGGGCAGCAUGGAUGUCAAAGCUCUUACGGGCUUCGUUCUCAUUCCCCUCUCGUGCUACCUCAUUAUUGGCACUUCGUUCCUAUUGUCUGGCUUCGUGGCUCUCUUCCACAUUCGGAAGAUUAUGAAAACAGAAGGGGAGAACACAGACAAACUCGAGAAACUGAUGGUUCGCAUCGGGGUCUUCUCCGUGCUGUACACUGUCCCAGCCACCUGCGUCAUCGCCUGCUACUUCUACGAGAGGCUCAACAUGGACUACUGGCGCAUCCUGGCCGGGGAGCAGAGGUGUGUGGACAGCAGCGGGCCGGAGUCGGACGAGUGUGUUAUGAAGGCGUCGAUCCCCGCCGUUGAAAUCUUCAUGGUGAAGAUCUUCAUGCUGCUGGUGGUGGGCAUCACCAGUGGAAUGUGGAUCUGGACCUCUAAAACUCUGCAGUCAUGGCAGAAUGUGUUCAGCAGGAAGCUGAAGAAGAGGACGAGGAGGAAGGCUGCUAGUGUGUUCACCAGCAGCAGACCGUACAUCAAGCCUCACCCUUCUCUCAAAGGGCAAAAUACUAAGUAUGAGCCAACACGACCCCCUCCUACAUGUGUGUGA